UUUUUAUAUCCACGCGACUUCUUAUCAGCAGAGGCAUUGGAUUCUGGUAUCCUUUGAGUGUGUGCUAUUUUAAGGCUGGCCACGUGAGGAUUUUGGGUGGGCUAGGAGGGUGAGGGAUGUGAUGGCUAGACCCCCGCCGGACCCCCAGUUCAUUCUGAGAGGGGUAGGGGCCGCUGUGAACACCCUGCACUUCAGCUGCCACAGGCCUGCUCCUCCUCUGCUCUUCUCAGGGUCAGCAAAGGGGGCCGUCCACAUAUGGAACCUGGACAGCAGAAGGUCUGAGAACGUUCUAGAUGGCCACGGGGGAUCCUCCGUCAUCUGGGUGGACACGCUAAACACUGAAACUGUCCUCAGUCAAGGCAGGGACAUGCGUGUGUGCGUGUGGCCCCUGGGCGAGGGCCGCGGCGAGGUGUCUGACUGCGUCUACACAGGGAGCGUGGGCUUCUGCCAGUGCUGCCUGCUGCACAGAGGGGCCGGCGGAGGAGACCCUGGAGGCAGCAGCAGCAGCAGCAGUCUGCUGGCCUACGCCUCUGAACAGAUGGACGAGGUGAAGGUCAUAGAGUUCUCCAGCAAGGUGCCUGUGGCAUCCCUGAAGCCAGACAAGAAGCUGGGCAUGGUCAUGUGCCUGAAGAUGUGGCAGCCAGACUCCGGGCAGGGUCCCCUCCUGGUGGCCGGCUAUGAGGACGGCUCGCUGGUCCUGUGGGACGUGUCCCUGGGACGCCCCCUCAGCUCCUUGAGCGUGCACUCCGAGCCCGUCAUGUGCAUGGCCUUUGACCCCUGCCGACAGCGUGGCGUCUCCGGUUCGGCUGAGAACAUCAUCAAGUCAUGGACACUGGACGGCCAACAGAACCUACAGCACCAGGAGAGCAUGGAGCUGCUGAACGCCGGCGUGUCCCAGCUGUGCGUGCGGGGGGACGGGCGGCUGCUGGCCUCAGCCGGCUGGGACCACCAGGUGCGCCUGUUUGGCUGGAAGAGGCUCAAGCCCCUGGCCGUGCUCAAGUGCCACAGUGACAUGGUGCUCAGCGUGGCCUUCUCGGACCACCUCGACCCCACCAAGAGACUCCUGGCCGCCGGCUCCAAAGACCAGCGCAUCAGCUUCUGGUCCAUCUACAACCAGAGCUAGCGGCUCUAUCGCUGUCUCUAUCGCUGUCUGUGUCGCUAUAACAUUCAAAGAAAGAGACAAAACUGUGGCCCUCCAAUUUCCUCAAGAUUUCAGCAACUGGUGUUUGCAGUAGGAUUUGACGUUUUUGAAGCAUUGUUUUGAUUUUGCUUGGCCCUUUUUUCUGUAUGUAAUGUUUACAACAGGACUUGUGUUUUCACAAGCUUUUGAUGCAUCAUUGUUUUUUUGUUUUUUUCCACCUUUUUCCCAAUAAUUGAUGUUUGCAACAGGGUUUGUUAUUUUUACAAGCUGUCCUCAGUGUUAUGAUGAUCCUCUUUUUUUGUCAAAGAACACACUUUAUUCGUAGGUCAGUGUGAAUCAUCUCUUGUUUUUGGAUGUCAGAUUAAACACUCCCAUUCACUGA
Molecule: messenger RNA, 1523 nt
Organism: Engraulis encrasicolus (European anchovy)
Lineage: Eukaryota; Metazoa; Chordata; Actinopteri; Clupeiformes; Engraulidae
Gene: gnb1l
Product: guanine nucleotide binding protein (G protein), beta polypeptide 1-like
Exons: 7
Coding region: 122-1123 (333 amino acids)
Molecular function (GO): protein binding
Source: RefSeq, a predicted model, not a curated record